CUUUCGAUUAGCGAGGAAUGAUUGAUCAUCUCCUGUCACAAUGCCACCAGGUGUGCCAAUCAACAAAACGUGCAUUAAAGCCGAGAUUAGUGAAUCGAUGAAUGAUUUUCGAUGCUAGAUAUAAUCGCUCGCAAAGAAGUAUAUAAAGACCAUAGAAACUUCAAUUAAUUUCUUUCUAUAAUAUCCCCAACUUCACAGUUUCCUCAAUUACUUGUAUAAUAAAGCACCUACUCUACUCGCUCUAUCACAUUCCAACCCAACCAAAGCCAAAAUGUCUUCCACCGCCAAAACUGCAAUCGUCUUAAUAGACCCCUACAACGACUUCUUACACCCCGAAGGUAAAGCCAACCAACUUCUUGCCGAAUCAAUGGCCGAUACAAACACCAUUUUUCACCUGAAGAAUCUCGUGACUGUCGCUCGUGCACACAAGAUCCCUAUCUAUUAUGGUUUGCAUCAGCAAAUUAAGGCAGGAUUUUUAGCUGGUUGGAAUCAUGCAACUUCGACGCAGGUAGCUCAGAAGGAGGGUAAGGCAUUUGAGGAGGGGACGUGGGGGGUUGAGAUUUUUGAAGGGUUGGAGCCGGAUGUCGAGGGGAAUGCGGAUGUGGUGGUUAGUAAGCAUUGGUGUAGCAGGUAUGUGUUGGCUGUUCUGUGCGGGGCUGAAUGAGCGGCGGGAACUAAUUGGAAACAGCUCCUUUCAAAACACCGAUUUGGAGUAUCAGUUGAGACAAAGAGAUAUCACGCAUUUGGUCUUUGCUGGAUUAACUGCAAAUACGUGUAUGGAGUCCACGGCUAGAUAUGCUUUUGAAUUGUGAGUUAACUUUCCACUUGAGUGUAUUAGACGAUGGCUGAUGCUGAUGUCAGGGGAUUUCGUGUGACCAUGCUUAAGGAUGCAACGGCCGGCUUUUCUACCGUGUUGAAGGAUGCUGCUACUGAUCUUAUUUGGCCAUUGUUUGCGAAUGAGGUAUUGACGGUGGAAGAGUGGAAGAAGAGUUUGGAGAAGUGAAGGGAUCGUAAGAAACCUUUGGAUUAGUGUACGAUAACUAUCGAAGUUCCUUUCCCUUAGCUCAUUCAAGUAGCCUUGCAAAUAUUCAUCUGCAUUCGAUUGUUCAUUUAGGCGAUUGUCG
Sclerotinia trifoliorum is the source of this 1124-nucleotide messenger RNA. NCBI's taxonomy places the organism in Eukaryota, Fungi, Ascomycota, Leotiomycetes, Helotiales, Sclerotiniaceae. The record is from the annotation of a GenBank genome assembly.